Molecule: messenger RNA, 2692 nt
Organism: Glycine soja
Lineage: Eukaryota; Viridiplantae; Streptophyta; Magnoliopsida; Fabales; Fabaceae
Product: protein KINESIN LIGHT CHAIN-RELATED 2-like
Exons: 3
Coding region: 337-2439 (700 amino acids)
Molecular function (GO): protein binding
Source: RefSeq, a predicted model, not a curated record
UUUGUGUUGUGUUGUGAAUUGUACAUAAGGAGCAUCUGGGAAGAAGCAAUGUCACGCAAUUAAAUCGUCCAGAUGGAAUAUUUUUAUUUGCUUUUGGCUUCUUUUUUUCUCUUUUUGGUUUGCUGUAAUGGGUUAUAAAGUUUGAUUCAUUUCCCUUUUACUUUUGUAUCUUUUUUCUGUUUCUCCUUAGACAGUAGCAUUCUUUUUUAUUGAAAUAUUAUUAGCACCCGUGAAGUCAUCAUUGGUUUUGGGGUCUGCACCUGAAAAGUGAAAAUUGGUUCUUGAUUUUGGAUGACACCCCCAAAAAUUAUUGUGAGGUGCUGAUUGUUGUGUUCGAUGCCUGGUCUGGCCAUGGAUGAAUUCAAUGUAAAUAAUGCAGCAGAGGAACCAAGUGGGAGUUAUAAGGAAAACUUUGCUCAACAAGCAUCACCAAGGAGUACACUGAGUCCAAGAAGCAUUCAGAGUGAUUCAAUUGAUUUGGCAAUUGAUGGAGUGGUGGAUACCUCAAUUGAGCAAUUGUAUCACAAUGUGUGUGAAAUGAGGAGCUCUGAUCAUUCACCCUCAAGGGCUAGUUUCUACUCUUAUGAUUAUGAUGGUGAGUCCAGGAUUGAUUCAGAACUAGGCCAUCUUGCUGGUGAUAUUGUGGAUUUGGAGAUCACAAAGGAGGUGGUUACAGAGAAUAAAGAGGACUACAAUGGCAAUGCUAGUGGCAAAACUCCUGAGAAAGAUGUUGUUGUGUCAAAGAAGGAUGAAAAAGUCAUUGAAGGAUCAUCCAAGGCAACUCCUAAGAGGAGCGAAAAGGGUGUCAAAAAAGCGAACAGUGCUAAUUACCGGACAGGGAAGCAUAGGAGGCACCUUGGUUUGAAGGCGAUCGAGGAGCGUAUUGCUGCAGGGUUAGAUAAUCCUGACUUGGGACCAUUUUUGCUGAAGCAAACAAGAGAUAUGAUCUCCUCAGGUGAGAAUCCCCGAAAAACGCUUGAUUUCGCUCUUAGAGCUUUGAAAUCAUUUGAGAUUUGUGCAGAUGGGAAACCAAGUUUAGAUAUGGUAAUGUGCCUGCAUGUCUUGGCUACAAUAUACUGUAAUUUAGGACAGUACAAUGAGGCCAUUCCGGUUCUGGAGCGUUCAAUUGAUAUUCCGGUGUUGGAGGAUGGCCAAGAUCAUGCACUGGCUAAGUUUGCAGGGUGCAUGCAAUUGGGAGACACUUAUGCAAUGAUGGGGCAGAUUGAGAAUUCCCUGCUGUUUUAUACAGCAGGUCUUGAGAUUCAAGGGCAGGUCUUGGGGGAAACAGACCCGAGAUUCGGUGAGACGUGUCGCUAUGUGGCCGAGGCACAUGUUCAGGCACUGCAGUUUGAUGAGGCUGAGAAGCUGUGCCAGAUGGCUCUUGACAUUCACAGGGGAAAUGGAGCUCCUGCUUCCAUCGAGGAAGCUGCUGAUAGGAGACUAAUGGGGCUUAUCUGUGACUCAAAGGGUGAUUAUGAAGCUGCUCUAGAGCAUUAUGUUUUGGCAAGCAUGGCUAUGGCUGCAAAUGAUCAUGAAGUAGAUGUGGCUUCAGUUGAUUGCAGCAUAGGUGAUGCCUAUUUGGCGUUGGCGCGCUACGAUGAGGCAGUGUUUUCUUAUCAGAAAGCACUCACUGUGUUCAAAUCAACAAAAGGAGAGAAUCAUCCAACAGUUGCUUCAGUCUAUGUGAGGUUGGCUGAUCUGUACAACAAAAUUGGCAAGUUCAAGGAGUCUAAGUCUUACUGUGAAAAUGCACUCAGAAUUUUCGGGAAGAUCAAGCCAGGGGUCCCCUCAGAAGAGAUUGCUAGUGGCUUGAUAGAUGUUGCUGCAAUCUAUCAAUCCAUGAAUGAUUUGGAGAAAGGAUUGAAGUUGCUCAAAAAGGCCUUGAAGAUAUAUGGCAAUGCUCCUGGUCAGCAAAGCACUGUUGCAGGAAUUGAGGCCCAAAUGGGGGUUAUGUAUUACAUGCUUGGGAACUAUUCUGACUCUUACAACAUCUUCAAAAGCGCCAUCGCCAAAUUUCGCGCCAGCGGAGAGAAGAAAACUGCUUUGUUUGGGAUUGCUUUGAACCAAAUGGGCCUUGCCUGUGUGCAGUGUUAUGCUAUAAAUGAGGCAGCAGAUUUGUUUGAAGAGGCCAGAACUAUAUUGGAAAAAGAAUAUGGUCCUUAUCAUCCAGACACCUUAGGGGUCUAUAGCAAUCUAGCAGGCACCUAUGAUGCAAUGGGAAGAGUGGAUGAUGCCAUUGAAAUUUUGGAAUAUGUAGUUGGCAUGAGAGAAGAGAAGCUAGGAACAGCAAAUCCUGAUGUGGAUGAUGAGAAACGUAGGUUGGAAGAGUUGUUGAAAGAAUCCGGCAGGGCACGGAACAGGAGAUCAAGAAGAUCAUUGGAAACUCUUCUUGACACCCACUCUCAGCUUGUGAAAAACAAUGGCAUUAAGGUCCUAUAAACCUGUGGUUGUAUAUAAAAACAAGAUUAACUAUUUUUCCUCACUAUGAUCAUUGCUUGCAUAUUUGGCCGGGGAAACAAUAACAAAGUGGAAGUAGGUUUCCACUAUCCAAUUGUUUGUUACUAAAGGAUGUUCACAAAAGUUACUUCAUAUAUGUCUAUUUUCUAUAGUGAAGAGGAAAUUCCGGUUAUUCAUAUUUUUCCUUGUAUAAUUGAAUUUAUAUAAAUGGUGGAAAUUCAAAUUUCUAUGCAUA